GGUAGCCUCCAUAGGAUCACUAUCAUAAACCAGUAAAUAAAUAAUCAAUAUUCAGUAGUUUGGUAUUCAGCUAACUACGGGAACGGGUACGGGAAGACAACAAUGGGCAACGAAAACCAACCUCUCGGGUUUAUGCCCGAACUGGACGAUGACUUUUUCACUAACCGCGUCGUAGAGAGACCAUUGCGUGACAGGUCCCGAAACUCUGGAACAUCCAGUGAUUCGGAAGACGAUGUGCCCGAUGCGAGCUGGGAUGCAAUUAUUGCAAACUAUAUAAAGGAAAGAAGAGAAGCUCGUAUUUAUGUGCCGUGCCUCUACCAAAAGGCUCCGCCAUACCCCAAGCUGUCAGCCAUCAACUCAAAGGAACAGUUCCGGUGCUUGAAAGUGCUCUGCUAUGAGAACCCUCACAUACUGCCCGGGAAGAGUAUACCGCCACCAUCCAACAAGGAUCGAAAGUUUUUCGAGGCAUUGAAAACACGAUAUGAGAACGAGCAAAAGGAGUUCAUCGCAUGGGCAAAAGAACUGUGGACCAACAACCACUGCGUCCGGGCCUUGCACCCCAAGCCUGAGGUCGAGAAGGUGUACGAAGCGAUUUUUAAGAUGCGAGCUUUUGAGAUGAGAUCGUUCCCCAAGACGUACGAGAGGGUCGCACUGUUAUCGCUGGAGAAGAAGAACAGCAACGCCUUUGAAAUGAUCUUGGAUAAGGAAAUCAUAACGGUGGACAUACAAUCAUUACCUCAGUUAGAGCGCAGGCUGAUCAGAAAGAAGACUUGCAUCAUAAAGACGUACAGUUUACCCGAGCCGUGCACCAAGCAUCCCUGCAGAUUCAUAUUGCCAUAUUUAAAUUCGGUAUCGACCCUGCUGCUGACCGACAUUCACGAGUAUCUAGCCGAUUUCGGGUACGAGAAUAAAGCACAGUACGUGGUGAGUGAGGACGCGCUGCAGUGCCUGUUGGAGUGGAACCGGCCCUGGGAAAUCCCUGUGACAGUGCACCGCAUUUUUGAACUCGAUGAUGAUACAAAACAUGUAGUGGUCCUGGGAAACGAGUUUGCAGCCCGCAAAGAGCCGGUUCUCUCUAGGACCUACAAGGCGUUCAAACUUCUGCUCCUACCCUGCCUCAUACCAUCAAUCUCAGAGUUAUCGGAUGACGAAUCCAGUGACGACGAGGGAAAUGAUGUAGAUGUAGACGACUCUGGGCUGGAAUUUUCCAAAAAGGACGACGAAGCUGAAAAAAGUACCGAAGCGGGCAAGGACAGCAAAAGCCUUCAUAAAGAAGCAGAAGACCAUAGCGGAGUCCCCUACGGUUGCACUUGUAAAGAUACUCUAUUCGAAAAGCCCCCACAAAGGUCGUUCAGCAAGUGGCAAGUGAAGGAUAAUACUACUGGCGUGAACUACGACGUCAUAGUACACUGCCCCCAUCAAGUGCGGGAUAAGAAUGGAGAGGUGUUGUUUGAGCCGAUACCGGAGUACCAGCUAGAGUUGGGCGGCAGCGCCCAGCCUCCGGGGAUAAUCCGCAGUCUAGGCCUCUGGCUUCAUCUGAGGAACAACGCCUCUUUGUUGAAUGUGCGAAUAAACGGCGUCUCGGGGGAGGUGGCCACGCUCGAAGCUGUGGAUGCUGAGCGGUUCCGGCGCGAGCACGGCGACGUGAUGAGCGGAGUCGCUCAAAUCUUGCACACCGCAUUCAGCCAGCUUCAAGGAAAACUGCCUGGGACCUACAUCCUGCGACAUGCGGCAAACGGCAGCACCGACGUGAUGCUGUUCGCAGCUAAGCCGACAAACGAAGGCAGUAUGUUGCUAGACAUCAAACCGCUGCUAGGGGAGAUCAACGAGUCCAAGUCCGUGUCAGCUGCUCCGGAAAUAGUGCCAGUACUGCUGCCGUUCCAUAAGUUACGUAAGAUGAUCCCGUGCGCCUUCACGCCGCAUCCUAAUAUGGUGGCCCAAGAGCCGCGCCGCCCGCCACAGCGGAAGAAGGUUCCUCCGCGAGGCCUUCAGUGGCCGAAGAAGAUGAAGAAAAAAAUUCCAAGGAAAUAAGUAUGUGCGGUUUGCGCAGCACUUCAAUCACAAAUUUGAUUAUUGUUAAAGUUGUUAAAUUUGAUUAUUAACAGUGUGACAACACUGUUAAUAAUCAAAUUUAACAACUUUUUUGACAUAAAUUCCAUCCAGCCAUCAAGUUUGGCUGUAUAGCUUUGUGGAAAUGAGGUCAAUGUUCCCAGUUUCAUUUUUUGGUCAUAAAUUACACCAAAAAGAUUUAUUGUAUCACCAGUAUAUAUGAAUAUUAUCGUAUUAAAUGCGUUAUCAUGUGGAAAAAAAAUACUACUGUGAUCUUCUUUCUUGAAUAAGGAAUUCAUAAUAGAUUUUUUCUGAAAUUAUGGGGAAUACUUUUCCAAAUUUAUUUAGUAUAGCUGAUAAUAGUCCUUCCUAGUCAUCAGAAGUAAAUUGGACAUUUUUGUAAUAAUGUCUCUUCUAAUUUUACAAAUGUUUGUCAGAUUAAUAAAAUUAAUAUGUGUUAGGUAAAUAGGAUUACGACUUAAGAUUUAUUAUUGUAUUGGAUUUUUUAACAUAAAUUCCACAUCGAGUUUGGCUAUCGUAUAGUUUUGUACCAACGAGGUAAAUUUAAUAUUUCCAGUAUCAUUUUUUGGUCAUGAAUUACACCAAAAAGAUUUAUUGUAUCACCAGUCUAUAUGAAUAUUAUCGUAUUGAAUGCUUAUUAUUUGGAAAAAGAUCUACUGCGAUCUUCUUUCUUGAAUAAGAGUCUUAUAAUAUACUUUUAUAAUUAUUGGGAAUACUUUUUCAAAUGACUUAUUUAGUAUAAGCUGAUAAUGGUCCUUCAUAGUCAUCAGAAGUAAAUUUGACAUUUUUGUAAUAAUGUCUCUUCUAAUUUUAGAAAUGUUUGUCAGAUUAAUAGAACAUAUAUGUGUUAUAUAUGUGUUAGGUAAAUAUGUGUUAGGUAAAUAGGAUUACGACUUAAGAUUUAUUAUUGUAUUGGUUUUUUAACAUAAAUUCCACAUCGAGUUUGGCUAUAGUAUUGUUCUAUACAAAUGAGGUCAAUGUGAUCUUUUACAGUUUAAUUUUUUGCCAUAUAUUACACCUAAAAGAUUUUAUGUAUCACAAAUCUCUUCUAUUAUAAUA
Messenger RNA from Pararge aegeria (speckled wood butterfly), 3129 nucleotides. RefSeq lists its product as uncharacterized. Bases 103 to 2031 code for a protein of 642 amino acids. NCBI's taxonomy places the organism in Eukaryota, Metazoa, Arthropoda, Insecta, Lepidoptera, Nymphalidae. The transcript is spliced from 15 exons. The record is from RefSeq and is a predicted model, not a curated record. Gene Ontology annotation, cellular component: transcription elongation factor complex. Gene Ontology annotation, biological process: snRNA transcription by RNA polymerase III; positive regulation of transcription by RNA polymerase III; snRNA transcription by RNA polymerase II.